AUGAGUAAGUUGUUCCCUCGCACCUUUCCUCGUAAAGGAGAAAUUUACCAAAUUAAUUUUAGCCCUAGCCGAGGCAAGGAAAUUAAAGAAGUUCAUCCAGGUUUAAUCGUUAGCAAUGACAUUCAAAACGAGUACGGACACUAUGUGAUUGUAGCUCCCAUUACCUCUACUUUAAAAAGAGAAAGGUUAUUUGAAAAAGUUAUCGUUCCCAGUCAGGAAAAUGGUUUAGCAAAAAAGAGUAAAAUUCUCCUUAACCAAAUCCGAAGUAUCGACAAGAAAAGAAUAAUUAAGUACUAUGGACAGGCAGAAAGCGAAAUAAUGAUGGAAAUAAAAAGUAGGUUGCAAUUAGUAUUAGAUUUAGAGAAUGAAUAA
Molecule: messenger RNA, 372 nt
Organism: Ambispora leptoticha
Lineage: Eukaryota; Fungi; Glomeromycota; Glomeromycetes; Archaeosporales; Ambisporaceae
Source: the annotation of a GenBank genome assembly